AUGGAUACCCAAAACUCUGACCCGGUUGACUGGGGAGUUGACCAGGUGGUCAAAUUCCUGUGCAAUCCACAAGAAGCUCCAUGGGCGGACUCUGCCACUUCUUCACGCCCAAACCUCACUGCACUCGGGACUGCACUUCGUGACAACGAGAUAAACGGAGAAGCGCUACUUCAUGACGUCGAUCGGGAGGCCCUUAGGGAUGAUCUAGGCAUCAAAGCUCUGGGUCACCGCAGCAGUGUCUUACGAGCUAUUGAUUGGCUUCGCGUUCGAUCCCCAAAAUAUCAAACGUCAAAGCUAAACUUGCCUUCCACCAACAAACUCUCAACUGAACACAUCUUGUCUUCCGUCAACUCUCCGGUUAUCAAUGCAUCUGUGGAACCACCUAGUCACAUACCAUCUUUACCUCCUGAUAUCCCGCCGGCGCCCGUUGCGUCAGAUACGACCGGAAAUCGCCAAAUGGUAAAGCAGAACUUCCCUUCCUUCAACCAACCUCAGUCGACUGGAAAAAUAUCAUCUUCCGUCAACUCCCCACCUACAACGUUCAUGGAACCACCCAGUGCCAAUUCGUCUGUGCUUCCUGAAAUGACGCUGGCGCCCACAGCCGCAGUCAUGAAGGUCAAACGCCGGAUCGCACCUACGCAGGUGAUUGAUUCUAACGGACAGAGAGUGGGGGAUGGAAUUGUUCCGACAGGGCAGGCGUCACUUCACAAUCAAGCGACGGAUCUCUCACCGCAACCUAUCGUUGAAAGCAUGGAAAACAGUUCUACAGAGGCUGUUGGUGACGAUGGCGGAAGACCGAAGGUCUCACUUUCUGGUGCCAACCUUGUCGGUUCAAGCACCAUGGCCUUGGAACUACAGCUUUCUGCGGACAAAUCACUUAGACUGAAAAAGGCGGACGAUUUCUUCGAACAGUUGCUCGCGAAGCACCCUUCUGGGGGACAGGAAGAUGAAAUCCUUCCCCUGUAUGGUGAAUCGGAUGCCGAGUACGAUGAAGAAACUCUGAAAGAAAUUGACGAAGAUGAACUGGACUCAAUGGCUGGUCUUUCAUGGUCUGAGUGUGAAGCUAUUGUCUCUGAAUUCAUUGCCGCGCAUGAGAGGGCCUGGAAGGAACACCACCUGCCAAAACACCGGCAAUACGCUCAAGUGGUGUGGCAACAGGCUCGAGAUGCUCGCACAGGAAAGGCCUACAAGUCUGACGUGUCGAAAAAUCUUGCAAGAUUUCGUCUACGGUUAAAGUCGCAGAGGGACGCCCUUAUCAAGGUCAAGUACCGAUCAAAGACCGCUUUCCACGCUGCAUGCAGGGUCAUGGACACUACCCUCGAUCAAAUUUGCUUCGAGGAAUGGAGGCUGGAAACGAUUGAGUUGGAGAAGUGUCCGCCAUUUGUUCCCCCACCACCGAGAGUUUUUCGACCUCGGAAACACCGCAUGAUCGAAGUAGACGAAGAGUCUCUGGGAUCCGACACGGAAAUUGCAUCCGAUGACGAGGCUUCUGGCAAUGAAGCUUCUGCUGAUGAAUCGGAAUCGGAAUCGGAAUCGGGAGGUGACAUUCCAGCCCGUCCCCAGAGAGAACUGCCAUGGUCCGCUCCGAGAACAAAGCCCUUGGUCACCCUGAGAUCCGAUAGCAGCGAGGAAGACUUUGUUGCCAACAAAAGACGACGAUUGAUGGGAAGUCAAGACCACACCGAUGCCGAGAGACUUAUCAGCCUCAGCAAGCUUGGUCCCUUUGCGGAAAUUGAAGAUGAAGAAUCAUAUCCUCCUUCCGGCACGGAUCAAUUUUCGCCCUCCGGCGCACUUCUCCUUGACUCAUCCCCGCAGGCAUUACGCAGGUCUGAUAUGGCAGACGAAAUGUUGAUUGAGACACCACCUCUCAACCCGACCUUGCCAGCUUCCUCCCCUCAAGAUUUCGAGAUGGAUGAUGAUCUGCUGGUGAAGACACCUCCGCUCAACCCGACCAAUCUGCCUCAGCCAAAUACGACGCUCAAGCUUAGCCUGCUCUCGCCUGAACAGCCCUCGGGGAACAACGGUGACCUUGUCUUACGCCCUCAGCCCUUCAAAACUCCUUCGCGGUCAGUGUCUCUCGAGAAAGACAGCAGUGACAUUACCAGCCCCAAUAUGGAUGAUAUUGACGUAUUCGACAUGGUGGUUCUCAUGAACUCGCGAGAUGUUGAAGCGGAAAAGAAUCGCAUCUGGCUGUUGGCCAAAUACCUGACAGGCUUGCCAUCAGAGGAGAACAAGUACUUCGGACCUUACAUGGAAGAACUUAUGGACCCUGUCUACAUGGAAGAAGUUACCUUAGCGCUGCAAGCGAUGCUCAAAAAUCAGUGCCAUCUAGCGGGCAGAACUGAGGAACAGAGUCAGCCUGCAAUGCGACUGGGCGCCUACUUUGUAUCCUGGCAUAGCUGCAAGAUGCUGACUGCCCGGGGUAUGGGUAAAGAGCCGAUCCAAGAAGCCCUUGAAGCCCUUGAAGAUGACGACGAUAUGUCCAUGUUCCUUGCUUUCUUCCAUCGGCUGAAGAAGCUCUACGCGUCGUACAGAGCCUGGCUAUCACGACAGCCGUUUCGAAAAAGCGGACACAGCACAUAUUCCGAGUCUGCGGGUUCUGAUAGCAACCCACAUAGAAGGAAGAAGAAGAGUCGUUCGAAACCGUUUGGACCACGGCCGCUGAGCACCAUGCAGAGAGAUGCACAAGCACGACAAGCGAAACAGGACAAAGACCGCGAACGCCUUAGGAUGGCACGUGAAAGCAAGGGCCUGAGCAACAGUGAUCCAGAAGGACAAGCCGUGACUUUCAAAGAACCAGUCAUCUACUUGCACCCUCAUCUGGGACGAUACGUCAAACCCCAUCAAUUGACUGGCAUUCAAUUCAUGUGGCGAGAGUUGAUUGAAGCAGACAACCAGCAAGGCUGUUUGCUUGCUCAUGUCAUGGGACUGGGAAAGUCGAUGCAGGUGAUCUCCCUUUUGGUCACUAUUGCUGCCGCUGCUACCUCGGACAAUCCCGAAAUCAGAGACCAAAUCCCACAACGCUUUCAUCGCUCACAGACUCUUGUCCUGUGUCCUUCUUCUGUCGUGCAGAAUUGGGUAGACGAGUUCGCUAUCUGGACACCCAUUGACCAUGAUCUUGGGUCAAUUCGGGAGAUCACUCCUCGUGGAAGGAAUCUCGAAAUGGCCGAGAGGCUGAAGACGAUCCGGGACUGGAACAGGAAGGGCGGUGUCCUGAUUAUGAGCUAUGAGAUGCUUCGUAUUCUCAUCGCGAACAAGCCGGCCAGACUCAAUGAAGAGGAGCAUGACCUUGUCAAAAGAUGUCUCCUGGAGGGGCCCAACAUUAUCGUCGCAGACGAAGCUCACAAACUGAGGAGUGGAAAAUCCGCCAUUUCCCAAGUCGCAUCUCGUUUCAAGUCGACGAGUCGCAUUGCUAUGACUGGCUCCCCGUUGUCAAACCAGCUUUUCGAGUACUACCAAAUGGUUGAGUGGGUCGCCCCUGGCUACCUGGAGGAUCCGGCUACGUUCAAGAAAAAAUUCAUGGAUCCGAUUCAGGCUGGAUCUUACAUUGAUAGCACUCGGGCGGAACAGAGGGAGAGCUUGAUAACCUUGCAGCUUCUCAAUGGCAUCUUGGCCCCUAAGGUCCUCCGAGCUGAUACCUCUGUGCUCGCUGCUGAUCUGCCACCAAAAACCGAGUUCGUUCUCACAGUACCACUGACUGAAAUGCAGAGAAAAGCCUACGAUACCUUUGUGGACUGUGCUAAAUCCGGCGAUUCUGAUGCAAACCCGAGGCUUUGGUCAUGGCUGGCUGUCAUGCAACUGUGUUGCAACCACCCCUUCCCGUUCCGUGAAAAGCUCGCCGAUCGAUUUAAAAAGCAGGAGGAUAAUGAAGGGCAGUCCAUUCUGUCAGGUUCUAUUCAAGAUGCCGGGCUUCCAAGCGACCUUGUCUCCAAAAUGGAGGAGCUUUUCUCCAAGCACGGGGAUCUUCAAGACAUCGACCUGUCCAAUCGUGCCAUCCUGCUUGAUAAAAUCCUUGAUCUGUCAAUCCAAGCUCGGGACAAGGUCCUCAUCUUCACUCAAAGCAUCCCGACCAUGAACUACCUUGAUCUCAUGUUGAGCAGACGUGGACGAAGAUAUCAACGCAUCGAUGGCAGCACUCCCGGAGCUGAUCGCCAAAUCGUAACGAAACGGUUCAAUUCUGACAAUAGAGAACAUAUUCUCCUGAUCUCGACUCGGGCUGGUGGUGUGGGUCUCAACAUGUUCGGUGCUAAUCGAGUGGUCAUCUUUGAUUUCCUCUUCAAUCCUAUGUGGGAGGAACAGGCCGUCGGACGUGCAUAUCGUCUUGGACAAAAGAAGCCCGUCUACGUCUAUCGCUUCCUUGCCGGUGGUACUUUCGAGGAGCUUAUCUACAACAACGCAGUCUUCAAGAGACAACUUGCUGUUCGCGUAGUGGACAAGAAGACGGUUGUGCGUGAAAGCUUGAGGAAGUCCUCAACAUAUCUUCAUUAUGUGAAGAAUGUGAAAAAGGAUGAGCACUAUCCUGCUCUUGGACGGGAUCCAGAUGUCCUUGAUGAGAUACUCCGAGGAGAAUACAGUGAGAUCGUUCUGAAGGCGACCUUGUCUCACAUUCAAAAUGAUGAGAAUGAUCAUCUCACUGAGGAGGAGAGCCGCCAGGUGGAUCGUUGGCUUGCAGACGAACGAAUGAAGCGAGUGGAUCCAGCGGCUUAUCACGCUGAGAUGAAGAGACGGGAGGAUGCAGAAAAAGCACGCCAACAAGAGGCAGCUCGCCUAGUAGUCAAUCGACAAUUUGAGCCGGCACAAGUGCAACAGAGGUCGUUGCAGAUGAACCAAGCCGGACAGCAGCAGGAGGAUGCAGAACAAGCAGAUCACGAAGCUACUAGACAGCGCUUUGAAAAAUCGGUACAAGAGUGCAAACCGUCGACGAUGACUGAAGCUGGGAGGCAGGAUUUCAUGAUGGAGUCCCUUACUUCUCUGAGCCAAGGCCCGAUCCCAAUGUCCAAGGUGGGCAAAUCGCCCCUGUCUGUCAAUAACAGAGGCGCAACGCAGUCUGCUCCUUUCUUGUCGGGCGCCAAGUCUCGCGGGUUUGAUGUACGAACGCUGUAUCCACCAGAUUGGCCUACGUUUGUCGAUGACAAAGGCGUAACGCAGUAUGCUUCCUGCGAAUCUGUUGCCAAGGCUCAAGGUCUGAAAAUAGGAGAUUGGAUGCAGCCCAAGGUCUAUCAGCCAAGCUCCUCGUCGUUCCAGCCGGCGGGCUUACCUGCACAACCAGUGUCUCCUUCUGUGUACGUGCCGAGUUCGUCUUCACUCCGACAAGCCGGCUGCGGAGAAUCUCAACCAGCCAUUGUGGUGCCAGCCGAUAACGAUGUCAUUGUGAUUGAAGAUGAUUCAGCAGAUUCGUCGCCUGUCAAGGUCCCCGUGGAUCCCUCCCAUCCGCUCGCAGCACUUUCUCCUACGGAUAAUCCUCCCCUUUCGCCGACUCCACUCAUGCGAGGCGACGUCACCCAGGAGAACCACAACCAGCCAACAUCUGCGGAUCUGCACCGGCCCGAGCCUACAACGGCCAAGCAAGAUGACAAGCUCCAGGGGUCUGCAAAACACACACCAAGUCCGACCCCGGCCCUGGGCGGCGAUGGCUCCGUCGAUUUGACCAAGAAGAAUGCCGUUGAGAGUGGUUGCGACCAGGUCACUGACCCAGCAGUUACUGACCAAGACAAGUCUUCAAAUGUCGACAGUAAUGGCAUUGUGGAUCCCGAGGCAAACCCGUCCCAGGAGGCAGAUAACGGCACAGCUCUCGAAAAACCUGCGACAAAUCCAAUCGGUACCAGUCAAGCUGAACCCAUGGACCUUCGUGAUGACUCCGCAUCUAAGCCGGUGGCUCUCGGUGCCUCUCUUGACGUCGCAGUGGCUAUCCCCAUCGCCUCCAGCCAAUCCGAGGCGAUGGACAUCAGCGAUGGCCCAUAA
This is a messenger RNA of Penicillium daleae, 5961 nucleotides long. RefSeq names its product putative SNF2 family helicase/ATPase. The coding region runs from base 1 to 5961 and encodes 1986 amino acids. The transcript is spliced from 2 exons. Lineage: Eukaryota; Fungi; Ascomycota; Eurotiomycetes; Eurotiales; Aspergillaceae. The record is from RefSeq and is a predicted model, not a curated record. Gene Ontology annotation, molecular function: ATP hydrolysis activity; ATP binding; protein binding. Gene Ontology annotation, cellular component: nucleus.